Didymodactylos carnosus is the source of this 546-nucleotide messenger RNA. NCBI's taxonomy places the organism in Eukaryota, Metazoa, Rotifera, Eurotatoria, Philodinida, Philodinidae. The record is from the annotation of a GenBank genome assembly.
AUGCUACUUAGCAGCGGCAGGGGUGGAAAUAUUCCACUUGAGCAUUUGAAUUUAAUGUUUAAUAUUGAUCAGCGAUUAGAUAAUUGCAUAAAAACCAAAUUUCAAGAUAUAUCAAAUAUUAUUCAAUUACUUUAUCAUGUUGAGUAUAAAUCGGAUCAGAUUGAAGCAAUGAUAAAUUUAUUAAAACGUCACAAACUUCACGGUCAAGUCGAAUUAUUUCCAUCUGAAAGUAUAGGAGAUUUAAUAAACAAUUAUUCAAAAAACCCAUAUUUUUCUACACAUACAUCAUUACAUACAAUUAAGCCAUUUACCGAUAUUUGUUUAACAUGUCAGCAACCAUUGGAAUUAAAGUUUAAAGAGCACGUAUAUGUAUUUAAGAUUGAGACUGUUGAAAAUGGUUGUACAUAUUCUGCACGGUGUUGUCACGUCGACUACUAUUCCAAUGGUUAUGUUCGAGGAUCUAAACAAUUUAUUACUCGUGAUGCGUUGAACUCAGUAGUAAAUAUAUUUAUUUGGGUGGAAAGAAUGCGUACGCAAUUGAAUUAA